AUCACGCUGCACAGAUGAUUUUAAUCGUGCUGCUGUAAUGAACAUUAAUGUUUCUCUUGAGCACCUGGCUGUGUUUACUCAGUGUAACCUUCAGUGUCCUUUGAGAGGUGAUGUAUUCCUCUGUGCAGCCAUGGAGUUGGUAAUGCUAUCAGGGGGUGUUCUGGUUGUCCCUGUCCUCGCCUUCAUCACCUCCUUCCUGUUCUGGCCAGGAGCACUUUUAAAGGUCUACAACUGGUACUGGCGUCAGAGGCUCGGGCUGGUGGUCCGAUACUCUCACAGCGGAAGUUAUCGCUUCUGUUAUUCCAGCAGAGGGAAGCCAGGGGGCGCCACGCCAUCUCUGCUGCUGCUGCAUGGCUUCUCCGCCACCAAGGACAUGUGGCUGCCUGUCGUCAAGUAUUUCCCCAAAAACCAGCAUGUGGUGUGUGUGGACAUGCCGGGUCAUGAGGGGACGAGUCGGACUGGCUUGGAGGACUACAGCAUCCAGGGCCAGGUCGGCAGAAUACACCAGUUUGUGCAGAGUAUCGGUCUGGAUAAAAGACCUUUCCACCUGAUCGGGACGUCGAUGGGAGGUAACGUCGCCGGGGUCUACGCUGCUCAUCACCCCGCUGACCUGUGCAGUGUCACCUUGAUCUGCCCGGCAGGUUUGGUUUAUCCCACAGAGACUGAGUUCAUCAGCCGCCUGAGAGAGCUGGAGAAGAGUGAGCAGGAGGAGUCGAUCCCUCUGAUCCCUUCGACUCCUCAGGAGCUCGACGACAUGCUGAGACUCUGCUGCUACACCCCCAUCAACCUCCCCCGGCCAGGUCCUGCGGGUCUUCUUCAAAACAGGAUCCCAAACAACGGUUUCUAUAAAGAAGUGUUCAUGGAGAUCGUUGGGGAGAAGUCUCGUCACUCACUGCAGGAAAACUUGCAUCUCAUCAAAACGCCGAUGCAGGUCAUCUGGGGGAAAGAGGACCAGGUGGUGGACGUGUCAGGGGCGUCGGUGCUGCAGGAAGCGCUGCCUCACUGUCAGGUGGAGCUGUUAGAAAGCUGUGGUCACUCUGUGGCAUUGGAGCGACCCAGGAAGGCCGCCAAUCUCAUCAUGAACUUCCUGUCUGCACAGGACGUCGACAAUGAAAACACAAAGAAAGUCUCUUGAAGUAAAACUUUGAACUUUAAUGUCGAUGACUGACCUCAAGAAGGACAAGGCGACGAUGAUGAAGGUUGUGAUGAAGAUGAAGACGAUGAGGAGAAUGAAGUUGAUUGUGAAUCGUUCUAUUUUCUAGUUUGAUAUGAGAGUUUUUUACGCCUGCAAGACAUUCUGUGAAAACUGAAAACUGAAAUGAAGGCACAGUGUGGAGCCGACUGUCAAAUAUUCCUGCAUUUUUUUCCACUCAGUAAAACACACAUAGACACACACACACACACACACACACACACUCACACACACACACACACACACACACACACACACACACACACACACACACAAACAGCCCUACACAGAAGGCUGUAGCCUCAUUUUUUAGAUGCUAAUGUUUUAUAAAAACAUUCCAACUUUUUUUUCAGAACAUGACUUUGAUCUUACAUUUCAUUUAUUUCAUAUUAAUUUGGUGUUUGUUUGUGAGUCACAUGUUGUGCUGCUGUGUACUGGUUAUAUAUUUAACUUUAGGAAAUUACAUUCUGAUUUAUUUAAAAUGUAUAGGGUUUUCCAUGAUUCCAGCACCAGGACACAGAAAUAAAUAUUUCCAAUUUGCUCAAAUGAU
Molecule: messenger RNA, 1742 nt
Organism: Labrus bergylta (ballan wrasse)
Lineage: Eukaryota; Metazoa; Chordata; Actinopteri; Labriformes; Labridae
Source: RefSeq, a predicted model, not a curated record